This is a messenger RNA of Hydra vulgaris (swiftwater hydra), 609 nucleotides long. NCBI's taxonomy places the organism in Eukaryota, Metazoa, Cnidaria, Hydrozoa, Anthoathecata, Hydridae. The record is from RefSeq and is a predicted model, not a curated record.
UAAAUUGUAAUCAAAAUAAAAGAAAUCAGGCUAGGCGAGAACUUAAUAGGUAUAAUAUGCAUCGCAUAGCAAGAAAUAAUAUUGCUAUAGAGAGUAACUACCUCGGAGAGUUAAACCAUAAUUGUCAGUAUUGCAGUGCAAAGAAGUUUUUAAAUAAAACUCAUUUUUUGUGCUGCCAUUCAGGAAAAGUUGUAUUAGCUCCUCUUUCUCUUUAUCCGCCAUUGUUGACUGGUUUAAUGACAGGAAACCAUGUUGAUCAUGCUGUAAAUCAAAAUUUUUUUAAACACAUAAGGAGUUAUAAUUCCUCUUUUUUAAUUUUCUUUUAUUUAUCUCUAGCUGCUGCUUCUUCUGUUACAAGCUCGAAGUCAUGGGAAGAUUUCCGAAAGUAUCGCUCCCAGCAUCCAGGCCCUCUAUCUAUGAGGGCCUUCCAUCGCUGGUGUUUGUAUGGGGACGACCAUCCCUCCUUUAGAUGGAGGGAUGGCACCCCAUACAACACGGGGAAUAGAGCGGAUGCUGGGAGGAGAAGACAACGCGGCUCAAAAGUUGUCAAUAAUUUUUUUUACAUUUUAAAAUGUAAAGAAAUUGACAACUUUUGAGCAACUUCAUUUU